GGAGCUCUUCGUUCCCUCAAAUCCCAAGCUCUCCCAUAGCUCUCAUAUUCCUUGUUCCUCUCCUCCCUUCUCCGUGCUUCUUCUGAGCGAUCGCUGCGAUUUCGUUUCUCUACAGCAGGGAUUUUAGAAGGCUUCAGAUUGAGAAGAAUGGGGAAAUCUGUGACGACUGGAGCUAUCUCCGUUCUCCUUUCCAACCCUUCUCCCGAUUCUUCUUCCGAGAUUCCAGAGAUCAUCGUGCAAGUCGUGGAUCUCAAGCCCAUCGGCAGCAGUUCUACCCGAUUCACAUUUAUGGCUAGUGAUGGGAAGGCAAAGCUCAAGGCGAUGCUUCCGAGUCAUUUUUCUUCAGAAAUCCAUUCAGGAAAUCUUCAGAACCUUGGACUCAUUCAGAUUCUUGAUUACACAUGCAAUGCCAUUCCCAACCAAACCGAGAAGGCUUUAAUCGUGACAAAAUGUGAGGUGGUUUCACCUUCUCUUGAAAUGGAGAUCAAAAGUGAUGUGGAAAAAGUUGAAUCUGGGAUUUUGUUGAAACCUAAGAAGGAUGAAUCUAGGAUUUUGUUGAAGCCUAAGCAGGAAGCGGUGUCCAAGUCAGCAGCUCAGAUUAUGCACGAGCAAUGCAGGAAUUCUGCUCCUGCUGCAAGAUUGGCAAUGACAAGAAGAGUUCAGCCUCUUGUUUCCUUGAAUCCUUAUCAAGGCAACUGGACCAUAAAGGUUCGAGUCACAAACAAAGGAAGUUUGAGGUCUUAUAAGAAUGCUAGAGGAGAGGGUUAUGUUUUCAAUAUAGAGUUGACAGAUGAGGAUGGUACUCAGAUACAGGCCACCAUGUUCAAUGAAGCAGCAAGCAAGUUUUAUCCUAAAUUUGAAUUGGGAAAGGUCUACUACAUUUCAAAGGGAUCUCUUAGGGUUGCAAACAGACAGUUUAGAACUGUGCAAAAUGACUAUGAGAUGAACUUAAACGAAAACUCUAUAGUUGAAGAGGCAGAUGGAGAAGCUUUCAUACCAGAGACAAAAUAUAACUUUGUCAAAAUCGAUCAACUGGGGUCAUAUGUUAAUGGCAGGGAGAUUGUAGAUAUAAUUGGUAUUGUUCAGAAUGUUUCACCAACUUUAAGUGUUCGAAGGAAGAGCAACAAUGAAACUAUCCCAAAGCGUGAUAUUACUGUGGCAGAUGAUUCGAGCAAAACUGUCACCGUCUCCCUAUGGAAUGAACUUGCUACAAAUGUAGGCCAGGAGUUGCUGGACAUGGCUGACACUACCCCUGUUGUAGCUAUCAAAUGCCUCAAAGUAGGAGAAUUUCAAGGUGUCUCUCUUUCAACUUUAAGCAGAAGCACAGUUCUAAUAAAUCCAGAUUUACCUGAAUCAGAGAAGCUUAGAACCUGGUACGAUUCUGAAGGAAAAGGUACUCAAAUGGCAUCUGUUGGCUCAACCAUGAACUCUUCAUCAAAGACAGGACUUAGGUCUAUGUACUCUGAUAGAGUUUUACUCUCUCAUAUUACGAAUGACCCAACCAUGGGUCAGGAUAAGCCUGUGUAUUUCAGCAUAAAAGUGUAUGCAACUUACAUCAAGCCUGAUCAAACAAUGUGGUAUCGGGCAUGCAAAACCUGCAACAAGAAAGUGACUGAAGCUGUUGGUUCUGGCUAUUGGUGUGAAGGGUGCCAGAGAAAUGAUGAUCAGUGCUCUUUAAGGUACAUAAUGGUAGUGAAGGUUUCAGAUCAUUCGGGGGAAGCUUGGCUCUCGGUUUUCAAUGAACAAGCAGAGAAAAUAAUUGGAUGCACUGCUGAUGAGCUGGAUAGGAUUAAAACAGAGGAGGGUGAUGAGAAAUAUCAACUCAAACUGAAGGAAGCAACUUGGGUUCAACAUCUUCUCCGAGUCAGUGUGACACAGUCUGAGUACAUGAAUGAGAAGAGGCAGAGGAUAACCAUCCGGUCUCAAGCAACAGUAGAUUUCUCUGCUGAGUCGAGAUAUCUGUUAGAAGAAAUAUCCAAGAUGUCAAUCUCUUCUUCCAACUAGGCUUUACGGGCAUGUUUUUUUUUGAUUAACAAUCUCUUUAAUAUAUGGAAGCUGCUGACUUCUAGAUCUUAUUUUUGGUUGUGAAGCUCAGACAUGGAAAACUCACUAGUUUUUGCUAUUCAUGUAUCAUAUGUUUUUUCAGAAGCUAAAUCCUUCCUGAUGUUUUGGGAUCA
Molecule: messenger RNA, 2177 nt
Organism: Elaeis guineensis (African oil palm)
Lineage: Eukaryota; Viridiplantae; Streptophyta; Magnoliopsida; Arecales; Arecaceae
Product: replication protein A 70 kDa DNA-binding subunit B
Biological process (GO): DNA repair; DNA recombination; DNA replication
Cellular component (GO): nucleus
Molecular function (GO): DNA binding
Source: RefSeq, a predicted model, not a curated record